This is a messenger RNA of Corylus avellana, 718 nucleotides long. RefSeq names its product ESSS subunit of NADH:ubiquinone oxidoreductase (complex I) protein. The record is from RefSeq and is a predicted model, not a curated record. Lineage: Eukaryota; Viridiplantae; Streptophyta; Magnoliopsida; Fagales; Betulaceae.
UUUCUCACUCUCUCGUAGUGCCUCUCCUUUCGGUGAGAGUCCGACCGUCAGUCCUCAAGCAAAACCUAAGAGGCGAAAAAACACCAACCAAGCAUGCCCAUAAGCAGCGCCUCCAGCAUGCUCCGCCAGCGCCUGGUGGGAGCCCUGCGUAUCCGUGGCGGCGCAUCCACCACAGGAUCGAGCCGGUGGACGAGCCCGGGGCACGAGGAGCGGCCGAAGGGAUACCUCUUCAACCGAACGCCACUGCCACCGGGCCAGUCGCGCAAGUGGGAGGACUGGGAGCUGCCCUGCUACAUAACCAGCUUCCUCACCAUCGUUAUCCUCGGCGUCGGCCUCAACGCCAAGCCCGAUCUCACCAUCGAGACCUGGGCUCACCAGAAGGCCCUCGAGCGUCUCCAGCUCGAGGCCUCCUCCUCUUCCGGAUCAUCUGAAUCCGAGUGAGUCUCCGAUCUUCUGGGUGGUAUGGUCAAUUCGGAUCCACAUGCUGCUUCUUUUUUUUCUUCUCUGAUUUUGAUGCUAAUGAUAAUGGCGACGAUGAUGACGAUGAGGGUUUUUGUUUAAAGUGCUGGGGUUGGGAAGGAACGGGGGCUCUGCUCUUUCUGUGGUUGUUUAUAUUAUGGUAUGUAGUUGAAAUAAAGGUUGUUUUGACUUUUACUGUUUAAUUGGGAUCUUUCUCUGAAGCUUUAUCAAUGUUUAUUUACUGGCUAUUUUUUGGUUA